Molecule: messenger RNA, 1263 nt
Organism: Botrytis byssoidea
Lineage: Eukaryota; Fungi; Ascomycota; Leotiomycetes; Helotiales; Sclerotiniaceae
Exons: 3
Coding region: 1-1263 (420 amino acids)
Source: RefSeq, a predicted model, not a curated record
AUGGCGAGAUCUCUAGCCUACGGAGGCGGCAUCUUUGUUGCACUCAUCGCAAUUCUCUAUCAGUUUCUCUUCAAACACGUUAUAUUUGAGGUGUUGGGUGUUGGACGUUCCGUUUCGUCGAUUGAUGCAUUCAACGCAACUUGUGAAAGGAUUGAUAAUCUCGGCCUUGAAGGCUGUGAAGAUUUAUGGUUUCAUUAUGACACCGGAUACCUAUAUAUGGCCUGCUCCGAUAUCCAAAGUCGCUUGCAGUGGCUUCCCGGUGCCAGCCGUCUGAACAUUUCCGGACGAGGUGUAGCAGAUAGAAUUGGCAUUUUGGAUACCCGAGGAGAUGGUUCUUUGGAAUCUCGUCUCCAGUGGAUGACAACCGAGAAUUUCUCCGGCAACAAUGGAGACGGUACCUUUAGCCUACAUGGGUUUGAUAUCCGUCCAGAUCCGAAGACUGGUACUUUGCGUAUCCUUCUCAUCAACCAUCGACCUCCAAUAGAUCCAAUAACUGGUGCCCCACUUGAUGCUGGGGCACUAGGUGCCAAUUCUACUAUAGAAUUGUUUCAUACCCAAGUUGGAAGCAUUUCAAUGAAACACAUAAAGACAUACGCAGAUCCUGCGAUCCACACCCCCAACCAGGUGGCCUGGGUGAAUGAUGAUGAUUUUGUGUUCACGAAUGAUCAUAGUCACAAGGUCGGAUUUCGUCGCGAUCUAGAGGUUUUCCUUGGUGGUGGAAGUAUCGGACACUGCGAAUUACGUGCGAACCACUGUAAUAUAGUCUUCUCUACUGGCCUUAAUGGUCCAAAUGGACUGGUUACAGGGCGUGAUGGACUGAUAUAUGUCCCAAACACAUUUUUGCACGAAAUACAAAUCUUCUCGCUCACAGAAGAGAAGACUCUAUUGAAACAGGAUACGUUACAAGCACCAUACCCCAUUGAUAAUAUGAGUAUUGAUGAGAAUGGCGACAUCAUAGCUGCAUCACUUCCACAAGGUUUUAAGUGGUUCCAAAAUUUGGAUGAUCGAUCAAUCCAGGUUGGUGCGGCAGUCGUACGAAUUCGAAGAAGAGGAUCUGAUUUUGAUCGUUUGAUCAAAGAGGGUGUAAGAAAAGAGAAGGAUCUUGGGAAGAGCGAGGAGGGUUAUAUUGUUGAAACCAUGGUGGAAGAUGACGGAAAGAUUCUGACAGCAGCAACGGCCGCUAUUCAUGACGCCAAGAAUGGGAAAUUGUACCUUGGGGGUAUCACGGUACCAUUUAUCAUGACUUGUAAGAUGAAGAAUUAG